Lactuca sativa (garden lettuce) is the source of this 1673-nucleotide messenger RNA. RefSeq names its product FAF-like protein (DUF3049). NCBI's taxonomy places the organism in Eukaryota, Viridiplantae, Streptophyta, Magnoliopsida, Asterales, Asteraceae. The record is from RefSeq and is a predicted model, not a curated record.
CAACCCUUCAUCGGCAUGUGCUUGUGUUCAUCUACCUUUAAUUCACCUUCUAUUCACAGUAAUUGAUCAUCUUAAGUCAAUUACAUGACCCAGAUGCAAGGUAUAGUGUCGAUCCUGCAGGGUUCCGACAACCACGAGAAGACCACCAGGGCUGGGUCACUCCGGCGGACUUUGUCCGCUGACAUGUCCUCAAAGCGGUGGUUGUCAGACAACGGGUUGUCGGUCUCUCCCACUAUGAAGAAGAUCGCAUCAUCUGAGCAGAUCGCAAUCGAUUUUUCUUCAUCGUCCGAAGAGGACGAAGAAGAGUGCGAGGUGAUCGGAAACGCCAACAAGAAUCCGAGUAGGAUCGAUAUUUGGACGGCGAUUAUGUCGCAAAAGGUGCAAGACGAUUCGGUGAAACUUCCACCACCAUAUGUUCAUCCACUUGUUAAGAAGUCUGCUAGCUCGUUGAGCGAGAAGAGUCUUAAGGUUUGUACCGAGAGUCUGGGCUCUGAGACUGGAUCAGAUGUGUUCUCGUCUUAUCCAAUAUCCUCAGAAACAGGUGACGAGAAUAAGAUACAUGAGACCCAAGAAGAAGAAGUCGAGAUAAAAGAAACAGAUAUGGAGGAACAAAAAGUUGUCAAGCAUGUGACAUGCUUGACAACUAAAAAAGUCCAACAAGCUCGAUCUCUACCUCCGCCUCUUUCAUCUCUCGCAACAGCCCAUACCGACGGGCCGUCACUUCACAUGCAUUCUCAUCGGGUCGACGGACGUUUAGUCCUUGAAGCUGUAUCGGUUCCCCAACAAAACUACUUUGAAGCUCAGCGCCAAGAUGGUCGUUUUCUCCUCACGCUCAUCGACAACCCUAACGACCAAGCAUCCAAACAAGAUCUUCAGGACAUCUUCAGCAUAACUGAGGAAGAAAAACCACAAGAAGACAACAUCGACGUCGAAGAUAAGGAUGAAGGUGAGAUAAAAAGCAACUUCACCGAUAAUGAAAUGGGAAUCUUGAAAGUGAGACCACCGAAUUUGACUAGGGGCAUGAUAAAGCUACACAGAUCUAUGGUAUCGACUAAGAGGAUCACCGAAAGAGACAAUGAGAAUCCCUCAUGGUCCCGAAAGCUUAACGCAAGAACAGCAAACUUAGAAAAGUUACAAGUUGUGGAGGAGGAGGAAGCAUCUGCAACCCCACCAUCAGCAUCACAAAUUAAGCAAUCUGUUCCACGACCACCCCGAGCAACCGGGCUGCCACCAUUGCCCCCACCAACGACUGCCACCUCCUUCAACUCAUACCAGUACUUCUGGAGGGCGAAACCAACUGUCGCCAGUGUCUUUGAUCCUCUCAUCACCCAACACCGCCCACCAACAAAAACCAACGACCUGGUUCUGCUCAGAGGUAACAAAGCAGACUGCUUGCUACCUUCAUUAAAGGGUUGCAAAGAGCCAAGACGGUCACUUCUGAUGUGGGAGCCAUUCUGCAUCGCCACCUCCUAAUAAAACCAUGCAUUUUUCUCUCUUCAUUAACUCUUCUUUUUAUAUCUAUAUAUUGAAUGUAUACAUCUGCAUCUCUCUAAUAAACCAUAUGAAAGAGUGAGAGAUGCCAUAAAUUUUAAAAGAAAAAAAUGUACCAUAGAGUUGCUCAAUAACGAGUUGAAACAAUGACUAUCAUUUCCGAAUAAUAAGUUUUAACACCA